AUGGCCCUUUAUAUAGAUCUUAAUCCACAGCCUUAUCAAAAAGUUUACUUUCAUCAAUAUGGUGAAAGAAUACAUUUAAUUUCAUGGACUCCUCCCCCUAGUGAUGCAUGGAAAUUGAAUUUCGCUAGCAUCACUACAUAUGGCAUGGUUGGGGGCGGUUUUGUCCUCCGCGAUCAGUUCGCGUUUUUCAAAUCCGCCUUUGCAUCGGCAUUUGAAGGAAUGAACCAAGCGGUCGAAGUAGAACUUAAUACACUACAAUUAGGCCUAUGUGAUGCCAUAGAAAAAGGAACGGAUUACCUAGAAGUGGAAGGACAUUCAGCGGAAACAAUCCAAUUGAUUACCUCGCAAGUAGCUCCAACCUCACCUUUUGUAAAGUUUUUGGUUGGUAAAUGUAUCAUUCUUUUGAGUUCAUUUAAGUGGGUGAAGAUUCAUCCUGUGAGUGAAUUUGCCAAUGAAGGGGCUUUAAUGUUGUCAAGGAUGGCACUUAACCAUAUAGGUCCUAGGUAUUGGGACGGGAAACCUCUUCUCGAUAUUAGUCAAAUUUUAAUGGAAGACGUUGUUGGACGUUGGGUUGAUCGUAGAAGCAAUGCUGUCGAAGUCGUUGAAGUGGAUGAUUGA
Nicotiana tabacum (common tobacco) is the source of this 618-nucleotide messenger RNA. The record is from RefSeq and is a predicted model, not a curated record. NCBI's taxonomy places the organism in Eukaryota, Viridiplantae, Streptophyta, Magnoliopsida, Solanales, Solanaceae.